Molecule: messenger RNA, 510 nt
Organism: Fraxinus pennsylvanica
Lineage: Eukaryota; Viridiplantae; Streptophyta; Magnoliopsida; Lamiales; Oleaceae
Source: the annotation of a GenBank genome assembly
AUGGAAGAACGUCACAAAGAAUUGCAGCUACUAUCCAGUACUAAUCCACACACUGCACCUUCUUCAUCACAGGCUUCAUCCUGGCCAUCUGAUUCGUCAUCUAAAUUACGAUCGAGGGAUCAUUUUGAUGGUCCAUCACUAGACCUUCAAUUGUCAAUAAGUGUUGGCCCACUCAAGCCACCAUCAGAUUGUGUUGUAAUAAGAAGAGUUAAAGAUUACAAUGAUGUGAAGAAGUUUGAUACUAGCAAUGUCGAGGCCUUGAAAUGGCACGCGGCGGAGCAAAUUCGACUGGCGGCGAUGGAAAAGGCUUAUGCGGAGCGUGUAAGGGAGCUUUCGAGGAGAGAAAUGGAGUUGGCCGAGUCUGAAUUUGCUCGUGCUCGGGCCCUAUGGGAACGAGCACGAGAAGAGGUCGUGAAGGCUGAGAGAAUGAAGGAAAAGGCCAUUGGAAAGAUGGAUUCAAGAUGCUUGGAAAUCACUUGCCAAUCCUGUAGACAAAAGUUUCUACCUUAA